AUGAAGGAGGCACAGGUUUCAAAGGGCACCGUGGUGCACAUCAAGGAUGUUGAGAUUCCGCAGCCGGGCCCCAAACAGCUUGUUAUCCGCGUGGUGGUGAGUGGGAGUAAUCCUAAGGAUUGGAAACUCAUAGAAUGGAACAUGAAAAACGACUUCAACACCGGCGACGAUAUAGCAGGAUACGUGCACAGCGUCGGGGCUGACGUGUAUGAAUUCAAGCCUGGUGACCGCGUCGCCUCGUUCCACGAGAUGAUGACGCCCGGUGGCAGUUUUGCAGAGUACGCGGUCGGCUGGCAACACAGCACAUUCCAUAUCCCUGCGAAGGUGUCGUUGGAGCAAGCCGCGACCAUCCCGCUGGCCGCCAUGACGGCCGCCAUCGGGCUGAACCGCCGCAUGCGCCUCGCAGAGCCAUGGUCUCCGCUUCCCGACGGCACAAAAACCCCGCUGGUCGUGUACGGCGGCGCCUCCGCCGUCGGCGCCUUUGCCAUCAAGCUCGCGCGGAAAACCAAUAUCCAUCCCAUCAUCGCGGUCGCGGGGCGCGCUACUUCCUACGUCGAAUCGCUGAUUGACCGCGCCAAAGGCGAUACAAUCGUCGAUUACAGACAAGGUGAUGCGGCCGUCGUCCACGGCAUCCGCGAUGCACUCGGCGGUGCGAAAUUACACUACGCGUACGACGCCAUCGCCGAGCACAAUUCCACGGCCAAUAUCGCGCAGGUGCUUGAGCCGGACGGACACAUGACUGUGGUUCUCCCCGUCGACAACGCAGAUGAGCUUGGCGGGAAGUUCCAGCUGAGCCAGACCAUGGUCGGGACUGCGCAUAGCGAGGAUGCCGAUUUUGCGUUUUUGGCGUUUAGAUACAUGGCGAGGGGCUUGGCCGACGCGUGGUUUACACCGCAUCCGCACGAGGUUGUGCCGGGGGGGUUGGAGGGUGUGGAGACGGGGUUGAAGAGGUUGAGGGAGGGCAAGGCGAGUGGAGUCAAGUAUGUGUUUCGGAUUGGGGACGAGGCCAAGUUGUAG
This is a messenger RNA of Exserohilum turcica Et28A, 1017 nucleotides long. RefSeq lists its product as uncharacterized. Lineage: Eukaryota; Fungi; Ascomycota; Dothideomycetes; Pleosporales; Pleosporaceae. The transcript is spliced from 2 exons. The record is from RefSeq and is a predicted model, not a curated record. Gene Ontology annotation, molecular function: oxidoreductase activity, acting on NAD(P)H. The coding region runs from base 1 to 1017 and encodes 338 amino acids.